UUCAAAACACCCUUCUCAAUGUCUUCAGUUGAAUCUCUUACCUGCAGCCUUCCUAAUAUUUGCUCUUCCAGAAGAAUUUUUGACGCGAAAUGUGAGGGAAAAGGAAGUGCUGCAGGAGGUAUUUUAUUAAAACACCGUAAUGAAGACAAACCUCUUGCACCAUCAUUGUUUAUCUAUAAAAUGUCUUUGUCUUCAGAAGAAUUAUAUCAUCAAUUAUUUUACAGUCAUAUUCCUGAGACACUGGCCCUGCAUGACAUGUCCUUGAUUAGCGAUCAAAAGACAACAUCGUUUCCUGUCACUCGUCCAUUGUUUCAACCAUUUCCUUCUGAGCUUGUGUUCCAGCGUUAUGAGCCCGGAAAGUCGUACGAAUUGCCACUAAUACUUCGUAAUUUGGAUAAGGUUUCAAGAACAGCUCAUUUGAUUCAAAAUGACACCCCAUACUUUAAGAUUAAGCGUAUAAAUAAUCAGGGGUCUAAAGUAGCAGCUGGAUUGUCACUUUCUUUUACAAUUGUCUUUACACCUGAUGCGAAUCAUGAUUAUCGACAUGAUCUUAUGUGCGUAACAGAUAGAGAACUGUUCUCUGUCCCUGUGUUUUGUAUCGGCCCAAGAGCCAUUCUUGAGUUGCCUGAUGAUAUUAGUUUCGGUGAGGUCCCAGUCAAAGUAACAAGUAGUAAGCCUUUCUUUGUUGAGCCUCUAUCUUUGAAUAUUCAGUCUGGUGCACUCAAAGAAAUAAAGGUUUCUUUUAUUCCUGAAAAUACAACGGAAGUUUCUCAGAAAAUGUUCGUUAUUUAUGAUACUGGAGAGAGACUUCAAAUUAACCUUCAUGGUCAAGGAAGAGAGUCUUUGGUUUAUUUAAAAAAUGAUAAAGUGACUGUGGAUGGAACUUUCAUUGGAAUGCAUUCACAAACUAAUCUUUCCAUAGUUAAUGAUUCAUCUGAUUUCGUCAGAUUUAAGUGGAGUCCUUUCGAAAAUAGCGAGGAAGAGUUAUUAAUAAAUGACCUACUAGUUGGAACUUUUAAUAACGUGCAGGAUUUUGAUUCUAAAUCGAAGAGAAAGUUAAUCACAUGGAUGAAGAAAUUUUCUGAUCAACCAAUACCAUAUCCAACAAAUAUUCAAACAAUUGACUAUUCACCAUUUAACAUUGAACCAAUUGAAGGUCGUAUUCCACCCUACACAACCCACCAAUUCAUUGUGCAUUUUAAUCCUGAAAAAGCUACAAUUUAUGAAGAUCUAUUUUAUUGUGAUGUUGAAGGUGUACAAAAACGUUUAAAUCUAACAAUUCAUGGUGAAGGUUUUGGACCAAAAAUUAAAUUUUCUUAUAAAUGUUUAAAUAUGGGCAAAAUUUUUAUUGGUUCAAAGCAUCGCUAUGAAUUAGUCAUAUCUAAUACUGGUUUAAUUGAAACAAUGUUUACAGUUCAUUGUAAAACAACUACUACUGCUAUUGAUCAUCAUGAUAUGGUGAGUGAAAAUGUUGGUCAGUUUGCAAAAUAUUUUCAUUUAUUACCAGAUGAAGGAUUAAUUUGUCCUGGUGGUUAUCAAGUAAUACAAAUUGAAUUUUAUUGUAAUGAAUUAUUGGGGCAAUUCAAUGAAAUAUUUCAAUUCGCCUUUGAUGAUGGUGCAUCAAAUUUUGAAGAGAUUACAUUUAGUGGUACUGUGGUUGGACCAACAUUUCAUUUUAAUGUUUCAUCAGUGGAAUUCGGUCAAGUUUCGUAUGGAUUUUCCAAAGAAAAAAUGAUCACACUGUAUAAUACUUCAUUUAUACCGAUGGAUUUUAUACUUCGCAUUGCCAACACCAAUAAUGACAAUGAUCAUGAUGAUAAGGACGUCAGUGAUCAAAUGGCAAUGAUCAAUGAUCAAACUGACAAUAAACAAAAUGAAUCAUUGAAUACUAUGUCAAAUUUAAACAAAUCAUUUCAACUGACCCCAAACUGUGGUAAUCUACUACCGAUGAGUUCAAUUAAUAUCUUGAUACAAUUUCGACCGAAAUAUUUAGGCAUUAAGCAAUAUAAACUACUUGUGGAUAUUGUAAAUGUCAGUAAACAAGCUCAUUGGUUACCAAUUUAUACUGAAGCCAUUCGUCCAGAUGUCAUUGUAACACCUGAGUUAAUAAAUUUAAAAAGAUGCUUUAUUAAUUAUCCCUACACCAUUGAAAUGACAUUGAUCAAUCAAUCAAUUGAACCAGCUAGUUAUCAAUUUAUUGAACAACUGUUAUCAACAAAACAAAAUGAAACAAAAUCUGUGACAAUUCAAUCUACAAGUAAUCAAGAAGGAAGCGCCAAUGACGAGUCCAAGUUACAAUAUUGGACAAAUAAUCCUGAGGGAUUUAUUAACGGUUCAAGUUCUGUCAAAAUUCCUGUGACAUUUAAAGCAAAAGCACUAGGACCGAUUACAAGUGAAUUAUGCUUCAAAAUUUGUGGUAUCAAUGAGAAUCCAUUGAAAAUACCCAUCAAAUGUAUGGGUGAAGGUCCAGUGUUACAUGUUGAUCAAACGAAAUUAGAAUGGGGCCUAAUACCUGUCCUACAACCGAUCAAUAAAACAUUAAGAAUUUCCAAUGAAUCAUGCAUUGAUGCCAAUUAUACUGCUAAGAUGUUACGAAAUGAUACUGUUUAUAAAGUUGAACCAUGCACAGGAUGUAUCACUGGUUAUAGUUAUGUAGAUUUGAAUAUAGCUGCAAAUUUAAAUGACAUUCUAUUAUUCAAAGAUCAAUUAAUCAUACAUGUGGAAAAUACUUUACAACCAUUGAAAAUUGAAUUAAAUGCAACUGGUCAAGGUGGCACAAUAGUAACACAACCAUCAAUGGGUUCCAUAUUGAAUUUAGGCAGUCAAUUUAGUGUGAAUCCAAUGCGGAAACAAUUUAAAGUUAUUAAUAAAGGGAGGAGAUCACAACAAAUCAUUUGGUCAAUAGAUGGACAAUCACCAAGGAAAUCAAUUCAAACGGAUGGUCAAUUAUCAAAUAAACCCGAAUCGAAAUGGUCAAUUACACCACAUCGAUUUGAUCUUAAUCCAGGAGCAUCUACAGAAAUUUGUUUAGAAGUGCAAUGUGAUAGUGCUAAAACAGUUCAAGAGAAAAUUUUAUGUCAUUCAAUAAUUGGACGAAGUGCCAAAUAUCUCAUUAAAACAAUUGAUGUCUCAAUUGAUUUUAUUAAACCAAUGAUUGAAUUGUCAACAAGUGAAUUAGUUUAUCGUAUAGAAAAGUUAUCAAAUAAAUCCGAAUCGAAAUGGUCAAUUACACCACAUCGGUUUGAUCUUAAUCCAGGAGCAUCUACAGAAAUUUGUUUAGAAGUUCAAUGUGAUUGUGCUAAAACAGUUCAAGAGAAAAUUUUAUGUCAUUCAAUAAUUGGACGUAGUGCUAAAUAUCUCAUUAAAACAAUUGAUGUCUCAAUUGAUUUUAUUAAACCAAUGAUUGAAUUAUCAACAAGUGAAUUAGUUUAUCGUAUAGAAAAGGGACCAUUUGAUGAACUAUCGACACAAUUCAAUCAUUUCACAAUGACAAAUAAAAUUGAUUUAGUAUUGACAUGUUUAUUGGAAGUUUGCAAUCCAUUCCAUUUAUGCAUUGAUCAAACGUACACUUCAAAAAUGACAUUUCAAAUAAAACCAUUUGAAUCCAAAGAGAUUACUGUUUCAUUUAAUCCAAAGUAUAAAGAUGAUUUGUUUAGUCGAAGAGCUGAUGAAUUAUUAUUUAUUAAAUAUGCUGAACAUCCACAAAUUGAUGCAGUACGUUUAAUUGGUGAAGUACAUUUUCCAAAUGUUCAAUUCAGCUCUAAACUAAUCGAUUUCGGUUGUAUAUUGAAUAAUACAGAAAUGACAGAACAUUUAACUAUGAAAAAUAUCAGUCCUUUACCAGUGAAAUUUCGUUGGAGUCUACUAAUUGGUGAUCGACCAAAUAUUAUAUUUAAACGUCAAGCUCGAUUAACAGAACAUCCUGUUAUUGUAAACGAUACCGAAUUAGAGCAUUAUGAUGCUAUUGACAAUAAAAAUGCAGAACAAAUUACAAUGCUUGAAAAUAAUUUACAAGAUACUUGUACAAAUGAUACUGACCAAAUAGAACAUGAAACCCAAAUCCAAACUGAACAACAAAAUGACUCAGAUCAAAAUCUACCAGUUACAGAGAUCAAUAAACCAACUGAUGAAAAUAUAUCAGCUGACGAGAACCCCAAUACUAAUUCAUCUUCUCCUGACAAUCGAAUAUUACGUAAUCUAAUCGAAGAGGAUGAAGAUAUUGUCCCGUUAGGUAUUGAAGAAUUAUUCGACCUAGUGCCACUUUACGGGGAAAUUAAUCCAAGUGAAACAAUUUCUCUAAGUUGUACAUUUUAUGGACAUUCAGAAAUUGAAGCAUCAGUAUUAGCUUUAUGUGAAAUCGAAGGUGGUCCUGAGUAUAAAAUUGAAUUAAAAGGUUCCGCAUCAGAAAUUGAUUUUCAACUAGAUCAAACUGAUCUGGAUGUUGGUUAUAUUCGAUUGGAUAAAUCAAUGAUUUGUGAAUUUAAUAUUUUAAAUACAGGAAAAGUUCAAUUUGACUUCACGAUUCAAUUAACAUCUAAAAGUACACAGUUUGGUCAAUUUAAAAUUGAACCAUUCUAUGGUCAAAUAAAUGGAAAUCAAUCACAACCAAUUCGAAUUACUUUUUUACCAUGUAGACCAGGUUAUUUUGAACAAGAAUUCACUGUUCAAAUAGCUUAUUUCUUACCGAAACUAAUUAAAAUACACGGAAUAAUUGACUUUGCUCAUUUGAAUUUGAAUUUACCGCGUGGCGGCAUGAUUUCGUCGGACGAUGUUCAACAAUCAUUGAACAAUGAUCAAUUGUCAAUAAUAGAUGAAGAAACCGCGCAUUUUCAUGAUCCUUCUGUUUUCUACCAGUUGACGAUGUCCAAAUUACUCAGUGAUUUACAUCAUGAAGUGAUCAAUUUGAUAGAUUUAUGGGAAAAACAACAAACUUUGCCAAUUGUCUGUUUAUGUCAAACAGUAUUUUCCGAUACCUCACAUACAUUAUUGAUUGAAUCUGUGAAAAAUAUCAAUUUAGAUCGAAUAUUUAUGCAUGAUGCCAAUUGUCCGAUUACUAAAGCUAUAAAACAAUAUCUGACAAGUCAUUAUUAUACUGGAAUAAACAAUUUUCCAGAAAAACUAUUCCAACUAAUUCCUGAUUUGAAUUUACAGUUGGAUGCAGAACGUUCAUAUAUUUGUAAUCUUUUAGAUACUAUUGAAUCCAAUGAAUUGAAUAUUAGAAGUAGUAUCAAUGAUGAGAACAAUGUUCAAUGUAAUAGCGAUAAUGAUUGUUUAAAAAUGAUUACAGAAAUUGAAGAACAAGUUAAACCUUGUUUUGUAAAAAAUUUAUACUUGCCAUCGUAUUUACUUGAUUUUGGCGUAGUUAUCCUUGGUACAAUUGUCAAACAAACUAUCACUGUGAUCAAUACAAAUUAUGAACCGAUUAGUUUUCGUUUUGAUACAACAUCUUUAUCAAAAGCGAAACAAUUCGGUUUUAAUAUGAAUAUAACGAAAAUUCAUCAUUUACCUGGUUCGCCGGAAUAUGAACCGUUAGAUAUUGAAAUUUCAUUGGAUACAAAACAAAUGAAUCAGUGCAUAACCAAUGAAAGUUUAAUUCAAACAGAAUUAUUGAUUAAAAUAAGAUUUACACCAAUUGAAGAGAAAAAAUAUGAAACCAAAAUUCAAUUGAACAUUGAAAAUAGUAGUGAUACAAUGUUGAAAAUCCAUUGUCAAGGUAAAGGUUUAGAGCCACAAUUAACAUUUGAUCGUGUUAUGUUACAAUUUACACCAAUUUUACCAUAUUCCAUCAAUGGAAGUGAAGAAUUGGUGACAAUAACCAAUCCAUGUGAUUAUCCGAUAGAAUUUUAUUCCGUUGAAUUGGAUAAACAAGCUGUUUUAGAAGAUGAAAUAUUAAGAUUCAUUGAUGGUUACGAUGAAUACGGCAGGUUAAUAUUGCCACCACGUAAACCAGGCGAUGGAUUACCUUCAGAGAUUCUGUCGUAUUAUGAAGAAUAUGCUAAUAAGAUUGUUAAUACUAAAUUCUCCGAUGAAUUGGAUGAAACUAUUCGUCAAGAAAAUAGUGAUGAAAAAAAUAUUAAAGAAUUAAAAUUCAUUGGAGUAUCUUCAUCAUCAUCAACAACAUCAACAACAUCAACAACAACGCUAACAACAGCAACAUCAUCAUCAUCACUGAAAGAGUUGAAAAAAUCCAGUACAAGCACAACGAAUACAACUACUACACCGACAAAUAAUACCAAUUCAACUACAACAACUACAAAUGAAUUAUUAGAACCUCCGCAUAAAUUCGAUAAACCAACCACCUUGUUGUCUGAAUUAUUUCUUCAUGAAAAUCUAUCAACGGAUUUAUCAAAUUUCAAUCAACGAAAACCAACAUUCGAUGUAACACCUGUCUCAUUAGCUUUAACACGUUAUUUAGGUGUGGAUUCAAUGCAAGAUCCUAGUAAAUGUGGGAAAUUUGGUAUAGUGAUUCUAGUCAAUGGUGCAUUGGAAUCCAUAAGACAUGAUACCGUCAACAAUUUAGCCAAUCAAUAUCAAGCCAUGAUAUUCAAUUUAAAUCAAAUUAUUAUUGAAGCUUUAUUGACUAGUACCACAGAGGCAGCUUAUCAAGCAAGACAACUAUGCUUGAAUGUCGGUUUGGAAUUGAUUCAAACAAAAUUACUUGAAAAGCAACAUCAGCAGCAACAGCAACAACAAGACCAUGAUCAGUUACAACAACAAUUACAAAUGAUGACCGAUUUAGAAAGUAAGUUGGAUUCACCAACAGAAUUAUUGGAUAAUGGGCCAAAAGAGGAAACUAUUCAGGAAGGUAAUCAUUCAUCUGUCACAUCUAUUGAUGGUGAACAAUCAAAGCUAAAAGCAGGUCACCAAGAAAGACAGCACAAAUUAUCAAUUAAUCGACAAGGUCAAGGUCCAUUUAAAAUUGCCGGACAACGUGAUCUAUUGAAUAUAACUAAGAAAUUGAAUGAUAUGAGCCUAAUUAGUCCUGAAUUGAAUUCAACAUUAAAACCUCGACGUAUUACAUAUUCUUCAAUGUUCAAUAAUAAUAAAAAUGAUUCUAUUAAAUCAUUCAUUGACAAAUCCCCACUGAAAUCAUUGAACAAUGAACAAUUGUAUACAACCAUUCUACCGGAUGAAAUAAUUUUACAAUUAAUACAAGAAUAUUUAAAUCAAUUACAUGGUUGUUCUCAUCAUCAUCAAUAUCAACAUCGUUAUACAACAACAACAACAACAACGCAUAAAGGUAUCAUUAUCAAUGGGCUGGAAUCAGAAUUCACUAAAAAUGCCACAUCUACCUUAGAAUUAUUAUUAAAAUGUUUUAAAAAUAAUUAUCAAUAUUUUUAUACGUUAAGUUUGAAAUCGAAUUAUGACCAAUAUAAACAAUGUAUUUAUGAACAACAAUUAGAUUUGAAUGAAGCGCAAAUUUUAUUAAAUCAACAAUAUUGUGAAAAAUUGGACAAUUUAACUGAUUAUGAAUAUGAAGAAUUAGUGGAAAGUGAACGUCACACAAUUGAUCAAUUACAAUUGAAAAUACGUCGUGAAAAACGUCAAAUUGAAUUAGAACAAAAACGUAUACAAGAAGAACAAUUACGUGAAGAACAAGAAGCAGAAGCGAAACGUUUAGAAAUGGAACGGUGA
This is a messenger RNA of Schistosoma turkestanicum, 7635 nucleotides long. NCBI's taxonomy places the organism in Eukaryota, Metazoa, Platyhelminthes, Trematoda, Strigeidida, Schistosomatidae. The record is from the annotation of a GenBank genome assembly.